Ruditapes philippinarum (Manila clam) is the source of this 2717-nucleotide messenger RNA. RefSeq names its product histamine H3 receptor-like. The transcript has a single exon. The record is from RefSeq and is a predicted model, not a curated record. Gene Ontology annotation, molecular function: G protein-coupled receptor activity. Gene Ontology annotation, biological process: adenylate cyclase-activating adrenergic receptor signaling pathway. The coding region runs from base 324 to 1727 and encodes 467 amino acids. Gene Ontology annotation, cellular component: membrane. Lineage: Eukaryota; Metazoa; Mollusca; Bivalvia; Venerida; Veneridae.
AUUGUUAAGACGCUCUAUACGCCUGUUCAUCACAGAGCAACCAAUACACUGGAUGAUUUUUGCGUUAAUAAAUCAAUUCUGAAUAUCAAGUGGAAAAUAUACUUGAAGACGCUAUAAGAACAGCUUUAAGCGAGUUCACAUCGUCAAUAAAUUCAGUAUUGAGCUGAAAGUUGGUAGCGACACUUCAAGUAUAUACAAUUGAAGAACUAAAUAUCUUUAUAUUGCGAGAAGACUUACUUACCUAACAAAGGUGAUAAAAGCAAGGAUUCUGUAAUAUAUAAGGAUGUCAGAAACUUUGAUAAACUAAAUAUUUGUGAAUAAAUAUGGAUAACGAAACAUGCUACAAAUCUCGUACGGACGAAGGGUUGUUUACAAAUGCCAACUUCUGGACACUUUGGCUAAGUGCAAUACCAUUUGUUGUUAUAUUUGUGUUGACAGUAACAGCAAAUGGGGCUGUGAUAAUAAUGUUUGCAAUUAAAGUGAAAUUACGAAAGUGUAGAAAUACAUACAUUAUGAGUUUAGCAGUGGCAAACUUUCUCAUCGGACUUACAAUGCCUAUUUCUAUACUAGAAACACUUGGGGAAAAAUGGAUUUUCAGCGAAAAUGUUUGUACAUACUUUCUAACGAUAAGGUACUCGUUGUAUUAUGUGACAAUCUUAAGUAUAAUCCUCAUUACGGCGGACCGGUGGUGGUCCGUGAACUUUCCGUUUUCUUACAGAAUCCGAAGAAGCAAGAAAAUGGCGCUUUCAUUAGCAGCUGUAAUUUGGAUAUUAAGUUUCGUUAUUCACAUUCCGUCAAUAGUUGGUUGGAAUCUUUUACAUGUACAUACAGUCAAGCUUCAUAAUUACUGUCGGGUACCCUACGAGUAUAAUCCUGGUUUUACUUUCUCGGCAUCGGUGAUAGAAUUUUUCAUUCCGCUUAUAUUGCUCAUUUCACUUAAUAUGGGGAUUUAUAUAAAACUUUCAAGACGGAGGAAUAGUAAAAAGAUUCGCAGAUCUUUGAGUACAUCUGAAGGACAUACAAUUUAUGGACGUAAAACAUCAUCUGAUUCAGAUAAUAAUAAUAUGUCAGAUGAUAAAAGUGAAGUGUUUUCUGCUUUGAACUUCAGAAAAGAACCGCGAAGAUAUCAAUCAUCGUUGUCCGCUAUGGUGCGUAUAAAUGGUGAAAAAAAUAACUUUUCUCUUGUGUCAGCGAGAAUGUUUGCUGCUCAAAGAAACACCACCGUGCGCCGGCUAUCUUGCGAAUAUGCCAACAUAAUGGCGUCGAUACAGCGAAAAUAUUCUAGUUCACGACCUGUUUCGAGAACCAGCGUGUCGAAAACGAAACAUCACGAUGAUAUGGUGAGAGACUUUUUACUUCGUCAGGACAACAAAGCGCUUCUUUCAUUAGCCUUAUUGGUAAUAACAUUUGUGAUUUGCUGGACACCAUCAAUUCUUUGUGAUAUUUUGUACGCAUUUUGUCCGAGUAAAGUACCGAUGUGGCUUAUCAUUAUGUCAUAUUGGGUUUUAGCGCUUAGCUCUUUAUUGAAUCCAUUUUUAUACGGAAUUGGGAGUAACGAUUUUAGGCGAUUAGCAAAACUUUUAAUCUGUGAAGACAAGAAGAAGAACCGAAUACUUGAGAAUAUGUUGUACAAUCAACUUAUCCAGCCUUGUGAUCUUAUAACAAUGAAAGGAGAAAUCUUUGAAAAUAGAAGGACAAACUCUAUCAAUAAUGUUAGCUAUGUAUAAUCAAACAGUGAUGAGGCUUCAUUGAAAGACUAGCGAAACGGAUAUUAAAAUGACUUGCCGAGAAUAUAUUUGGUGCUUAAAUAGAUUGUUUUGCCAAAGAAUUGGAAGAAAUAUUUCUAGAUAAAAUACAUUCGAUGUGGACAAUCAUUUGAAGUAACAAACACAAAUGUGUAUAUGACAAAGUAGUACAUAUAUUAUAUAAAUCAGUAUUUUUCCAUUAUUUUAAUGUUUCAGAGUUAUAUUUAUUCUCUUUUGUCGAAGUACAAUAUUUAUUGCAUAAUGAGGUAAAAGGGACCACAUUUAUUAAAUUUUUAACAUAACUCGAACUUUUUUGUUGUGAUUUUUUGUAUAAUUUUAUUUGAAAUUGUAGUAAUAACUUAUGUGAAAACUUUCACAUCAUUUGCUCUCUCUCUCUUUAUUUUUAUUUACUGAUUAAUUAUUUUGAUAAUGAAAAACUUUCCGCCAAAAAAAAGGUUUAAACGUUUUAAACGCAAAUCGGACUAAGAGAGCAGAAGAAAAAUACAAAUAUAUAUAUAUAUUUUUAUUUGCUUUAAACAAUUUAGAACGUUUCUAGCAUAAUACAUUGACUGAUAAAGUAGUCAACAGCAACAAUGCAAAAAUAAAUUGUUAUCCAAUUUGGACUAGCGGUCUGAACCUCUUGUCUUUGUUUGCAUUUACACAUAUCUCGUUAGUGGACCCAGUAACUUUCGACUUUAUAAUUUAGUGCUUUUUUACCUAAGUGGAGUUCUUUUAUACCAGAGAUGGUAUUAUUUUUGAUGUGAUUGUACUGUUAUUUCAUUGACCACAAACUAUUAAGUUUAAGUUUUGUAAAGUAUUUGUAUUUUUAUACAUUAUCAAUAAAAGUAUUAACGUAUUACCAUUUGAUUACAUAGUUUAUACGUUGUGCAUAUUCAACAACUUGUUGUUGUUUGAAUGAUGUAUUAAUUUUGUUGUUAAGUUUGUCUAUUCAAACUGUGAGAUAUGGAUUCA